UUUUUCCCUUCUGCACAGAGGAGGCAUUCACGUGAAGGGGGCGGGGGGGAGGCGCCCGAGCCAAGCGAGCGGCACGACUGCUGCCCGAAUCCAACAAUUAACCUUGAUGAACACAGAUUGGUUUCACUUAUCAGGCGCAGGUGCGUGGAGGAUUUGGCGAUACGGCGCAGCUGAGCCAUCCCAUGUUUACGACCGGACACUGACGCAUUUGAUGCCAAACACAGAAACUACAUGGAUUGAGGAUAUUGCAGCUGAUUAUUAUUUUUUCUUCCUCACGGGACGGGGCGCACAUUGCCAUGGGAGCCUGUCAGCUACUUACCUUUCGAAUUCAGGAGCAUUGAAUUGAUUUGGAGACGGCAUAUCGGAAUUUGACCGCCGUGUCAUUGCCCAGCGUACCAGUUUGUCUUCUUAGCGGCGGAGACAAGAAGGAGGGGGAGAAACUGUCCGCUUCACUACUCUUCAUAUAGGCGCCCUGGACGGCUUGAAAUGGGGACCACAUCCCGGCUGUGCUCCGUGUGAAGAAGAGGCAGAAGCGGGGCGGCAGUAAUUUUUUUUAAUUUUUUUUUUCUCUCUCUCUCUUUUCUUUCGACUCUCAAGGGCGCAAAAAAACAAAAGUGGCCGCCGGGCCGAGCUGCGAACAUGGAGCGGGACGACACCGACACCGACACCGUGAGCGCGUCCAAAAAGACAAUCAUCGCCAAGAUAUUUAAAGUUCGCAAGAGGAGGGAGAUGCUUUUCGUGCAGGUGUGCUUCAUCUGCAGUGUCCUCUUCGUGGCGUGGAGCAUGUCUGCGCUGUUGACCAAGACAGGCCAUGGCAUGAUAGUGGAGGGAUAUCCGGAUCCUGAGCACUGGGGAAGACGGCUAAUGGCCUCGGCACUAGAGAACGAAACGGAGCCUAAGAACUGUUCAUCGCCAGCAAUACACGAGUUCCCCCAUGACCUUUUCACCAACCCGGAACGAAAGAGUGGUGCCGUUCUUUUGCACAUCAUGGCAGCACUCUACAUGUUUCUGGCACUCGCAAUUACAUGCGACGAAUACUUUGUGACAUCGCUGGAGAAGAUCUGUGAGAAAUUAGACCUGAGUGAAGAUGUUGCAGGAGCCACCUUCAUGGCAGCUGGCAGCUCUGCACCAGAGCUUUUUGCUUCUGUGAUUGGUGUCUUCAUCACCCACGGCGAUGUGGGGGUGGGGACCAUCGUUGGCUCAGCCGUCUUUAACAUCCUCUGCAUCAUCGGUGUCUGCGGGAUCUUCGCUGGACAGGUGGUGAUUUUAACCUGGUGGGCGGUCUUCAGGGAUUCCUUCUACUACACCCUGUCUGUUUUGGCUUUGAUUGCAUUCAUCUACGACGGGAAGAUAGUUUGGUGGGAGAGUUUGGUGCUGGUGGUCAUGUAUGCUGGCUACAUCCUCGUUAUGAAAUUCAACUCCAGCAUGCAGAGAUUUUUCAUGGGGUCCAAGUCCAAGAAGAAUGUGGCCAAUGGUAACGCUGCGGCCAGCAGCGAGAUGGAGGACGGUAAUACUAGUUAUGACUAUGUUUCUGAUGAUGACCCGUCAUCGCCUUUACUCGCAAAAGUCAAGCCCACCAAAGCUUACAGCCGCGGAUCGGUCGUGAUGGUGGACGAGAUCAUGAACGCCAGCCCCUCCAAGUUCAGGUUCCCAGAAGCCGGCCUCCGCGUCAUGGUCACCAGCCAUUUUGGACCCAAGACCCGUCUGCGCAUGGCCAGUCGUCUCAUCAUUACAGAGCGCCAGAAGUUGGUCCAAGCCGCCAACGGAGUGGAGACACAAGUGGUUGACGGGAAGGUGGAAAUCGAGAACGGAAACGUGCCAGAGGACAAACCCACCGAGCCGGAGGAGAACGACACCAUCUCACCUUUUCAUAUUCCAAGGGGGAUCGGCAGUAAGCUGAAGUGGCUCCUCUCGUGGCCUCUGCUCCUGUUGCUGUUCUUUACCGUCCCAAACUGCGCCAAGCCGCGCUGGGAGAAAUACUUCAUGUUCUCCUUCCUCCUGUCCACCGUCUGGAUCGCCGUCUUCUCCUACCUAAUGGUCUGGAUGGUGACUAUAAUCGGCUACACUCUGGGGAUCCCUGACGUCAUCAUGGGCAUCACUUUCCUGGCAGCAGGCACCAGCGUCCCGGACUGCAUAGCCAGUCUCAUCGUGGCUCGGCAAGGUUUGGGAGACAUGGCGGUGUCCAACACUAUCGGCAGUAAUGUGUUCGAUAUUCUGGUGGGACUGGGGGUUCCCUGGGCGAUACAGACCAUGUGCGUCAGCUAUGGGUCGGAGGUGAUGAUCAACAGUCGGGGUUUGGUGUACUCCGUGGUGCUGCUGCUGGGCUCUGUGGCCCUCACGGUUUUGGGAAUCCACCUGAACAAAUGGCGGCUGGACUGUAAGCUGGGUGUGUACGUCCUCACCCUGUACGCAGUCUUCCUCUGCUUCUCCGUCAUGAUCGAGUACAACGUCUUCACCUUUGUCAACCUGCCCAUGUGCAUGGAAGAUUAGAGCACAGCAGCAUGCCUCGGAUACCAAAACCUCAACUCCCCCCAUAGGAAACCCCAAAUAUUAUUUUUUUUCAAUAAGACCGGACCUAUUGGGAGACUCUCUUUCUCCCCCCUUACGCUCGCUCUCUCUCUCUCUCCUGUAAUUCCUUUUUUUUUUGUCUUGAGUAUGACUCAUUUUCUCAAGAGGCAGUAUAGGCUGUAAGAGUGGACUCUGUUCUACAUCUCUGAUUUGUCCUCUUGUCACACAGUGCCAGUCCUUAAUGCCCACUAUUUGGGGCAUUGCCUGUUAUUGCAGUAAAGUCUUUAUUUCCUCUGUGGGCCUGUUAACUUUCUACCCAUCUAGCAUGCCUUUAGAUGUCGGGGACCUCCAGAAUCAUAAGUGCCCCUGUUGAGUGUAGGUGUGUGUUUUCACUGUUUUCACAUUGUAGAUUACCAUCUGCCAUUUUUUUCCAAAGCUUUUUUUCCACAAACCAAACCAGAGUCUUUGAAGAAGAAAAAAAAAUCUCAUGACUCCAACCAAAACUUCCACAUAGAGAGAACUCUCCUUGAAAUCAUUCCCAAAAGUUCCCCAGCACCCAAAGAAAAAGAACACACUGAUGUUUAUUUUGGAGGAGGGUUUUGUCCUCGGCAGCUCCCCUUCUCCAGCCUGGACCCAACGCCCCCUUGCAUGGCCUUUGGCAUCAGGGAGCAGAAACUGUUAGCGCUUCUCUUCACUCCCCCCCCCCCCCCCCCCUCUUUCUCAACCCUCAUCUGCUUGAUCAAAUCUGCUUUGUUUUCUUAAAAAAAAAGACACUUUUGUGACACUUUGUGUCUGAAGUAUCACAGUCCGGAUCAGUCGACUGUGAGGGUGUUACGCAUAUGCAGCACGGCACAAUGUGAACACCUUUCUUUUGUUUCUUUUGUAUUUAUUUUUUCAAAACAAGGUUUUGUCUAGUAUGAAAUACGGAGGAGAGCUUGUUGCAAAUAUAAGACAUUGCCUGUUUGUUUUUUUUUUUCACUGAAACAAAUUGCACAUGGAAAUGCUUUUUCUUGCUUUGUGCUGUAAAGAGAUUUGACCACUCAGAGGUGUCUGGCUGGUUGUGGUGACUUACACUCCAGCAUUUCUUUUCAGUGAUGGGUCAGUCCACUUUUCCCUUCGCACAACUUCAGAAGAAGAAAGAGAAACAAACUGGCUCCAGAUCUAUUGGACGCAUCCGAUUUUUUUCUGUCAUCAUCAGGUGGUCUGUUCUCGUCUUGAGACAGCUCGCAGAACGGAGGAAGUUGUUUGACAAACAAAAUGCAAAGAAACCGGACGGUUCUCAACACUGUCUGCUAUAACACUCUCUGGCCGGUAGGGGGCACUGCAGCCUUUCUACCCAGGCCAGGGGUGCCAACCACAGCCGUCGGUUAUCAGGGAAACUCGGAGAUGGACAACUCCAGGAGGUGUCGAUGGUGAUGGUCUCGUGAUUUUGAGUUACAUGUAGAUAUUGCACUUUAACAGCCGUCCUCUCAUUCUGAAUCAACUAGUGCUUCCUUCUGUGCGUGUGUAUUUUCAGUGUAUAUGUGUGUGUGUGUGUGUGUGUGUGAGGGACAGAGUGAGAACAUUGUGUGUGUGUGUGUGUGUGUGUGUGUGGAAUGGGCCCCUCGCUUCGUAUUUCUCACUCCGGGCUUUUUGAACAGACUGGAACCUCGUUAACACCAUGAGCACACCCCGCCUCUGUCUGCAGUGCAUGCUGGGACUUUUAAACGCAGCUCCCUCCACAGCACAGCGGGAAGAAAAGAGGGAAAAAAAAAAAAAAAAAAAAGGCUGAGGGCUUCAGGGCGUCUCCACGAAAAAAAGCGCCUGGCCCACUUUUACAAAAAUCGGCAGCUACGAGCUACACUGCAAUCCAGACAUUUGACAUCAUGCAAAAAUGCCUGCGAGGAGUCAACAACUGAGGUGCAGAGACUACGAACGGACAUUUUUCUGUUGCGUGGGGAGUGUUUUACGUGUUUAAAAUAUUCCUCUGCCGCGCUGUCGGCAGCAGGCACUUGUAUAUGCAAUCUCGAUUUAAAGAAUUCUAUGUGAAAGAAGGUCCCCCUGCAAGGUCGCCAUAAAAAGACGGGGGAUCCCGCGGAGAUGUGACGUCGGUUUGUCUAGUAGUACUUGAUGUGUGAGCUCACAGGUGUGUGUGUUUGGGACAGCUGAGGAACUGAGCCCAAAGCACAGACUUUUUUUUUUUCUGGAACAGUGACUUUGAGGGAAGUCUGAUUUCUCCUCCUGCACACACACUCCCUUUUUUCUCCUCUUUCUCGACUCUUGUCCCCUCUUGCACAAGGGCAUUAACUCUCCACCAACCCGAGCUGAUGGCGCAGAGGGGCAGCAGGGAACACACGGAUGGAGGGACGGUUUUCAUACACCGCCCUCGGGACGUUGUUACUUUUUUCAAAGGACCUGGGUGAGAGCAGACUUCAAGGAAUUAAAAAGAAAAAAAAAAGAAAAAAAAGAUGGACCCCCUUAAGCUGCUACUCUAUCAGGGCUGUGUUUACUGGAUGGAGGUGACCACACAGGGACAUCCUUGUACAUCACCCUUCCUCCCUUUGAACCUUUUCAGUGGGCUUUCUGUGCGGACAGAAACUACAUUUGGAUGCUGUUUUUUUUGUCAAAGGAGGAAGGUCUGUACUGCUCCUGAGUUGAUUCAGAAUGUGCGGUGUUACGGUUUUAAAUUUAUUUCGGUGUAUACUUUUGUUGUUGCUCUGUGUGGUCAUGUCCCGAUUGCCAGGUUUGACAGGGAACACCGCAGCAGGGGGGGAAACAAAACAACCGCUCCUCUUUUUCUUGUCCUCAUCUUGACUACAUUCUCAACGGUUGUCUGACUCGCAUCUUUGUAACCAAGACACUUUUUUUGAAAGAGGAAAAAAAAAAAGAUGCCAUACUUGUCGUAGCUCUGCAUUAAUUCAGAUUGUAUGGAAAAUCCUGUGUACAAAAUAAGCGCACACACUUUAGAAAACACAAGUUAGAAAUGGCAAUUGAACACGAGAAGACUGGUGUGUAUUUCUUGAUUGAAUGCGACCUGAUGCACUGUGAGCUCAAUGUGACGUGGGAGUUGUUUGUCAAGAAUAAUAAAUGAUUAAAAAAUAUAUUUAAUGUAAAGUUAGUUACUAUAAAAACAUUACUGAGGACAUCUGUAUAACGUAUAUGAAUGUAUUGUCUUGCUAUACUGGACAUAUCCAACCAAUGCAUUUUACUGUAAAGCAAUAAUGUGAAGAAAAAAAAUAAAAUGGCAAAAUAAUUCCUGUA
Messenger RNA from Labrus mixtus (cuckoo wrasse), 5748 nucleotides. RefSeq names its product solute carrier family 24 member 4b (gene slc24a4b). The coding region runs from base 640 to 2490 and encodes 616 amino acids. Gene Ontology annotation, biological process: calcium ion transmembrane transport; intracellular calcium ion homeostasis. NCBI's taxonomy places the organism in Eukaryota, Metazoa, Chordata, Actinopteri, Labriformes, Labridae. The transcript has 17 exons. The record is from RefSeq and is a predicted model, not a curated record. Gene Ontology annotation, cellular component: membrane. Gene Ontology annotation, molecular function: calcium channel activity; calcium, potassium:sodium antiporter activity.